This is a messenger RNA of Helianthus annuus (common sunflower), 814 nucleotides long. RefSeq lists its product as uncharacterized. The transcript has a single exon. Lineage: Eukaryota; Viridiplantae; Streptophyta; Magnoliopsida; Asterales; Asteraceae. The record is from RefSeq and is a predicted model, not a curated record. Bases 29 to 637 code for a protein of 202 amino acids. Gene Ontology annotation, cellular component: plasma membrane.
CACCAAGUUGUCAAAUUCUUGGAGAAAAAUGGCUAAUGCUAAGCCCCCAACCCAAAAUCAGGCUGGGCAAACACACUCCAAGCUUAUCCGACUCAUUGCAAUAAUCUUUCUUGCACUCAUAGUCCUUGUUGGUCUAACCAUCCUCAUUAUUUGGCUAACCAUCAAACCCAAAAAGCUAGUCUACUCCAUCGACGACGCCUCUAUCCACAACUACAAUUUAUCCAAUACCAACCACCUAAACGCAACCUACAACUUCAUCCUCCGAGCUUACAACCCUAACAAGAAAGUUUCUGUUUACUAUAAUAAAGUUGAUAUUGAUGUGUUAUAUGAUGAUGAAACCGUUAGUAGAGGGACUAUUGAUCCGUUUCACCAACCUAAAAGAAACGCGACAAGAUUUAAGUUGAAUCUUGCAUCACAUGAUGUGUCAUUGACUAAUGGGAUUGCACAUGAUCUUAAAGCGGAGAGGUCAUCGGGUCAGGUCGAGAUGGUUGUGAAGUUGAAGGCUAGAAUAAAGUUCAAGGUGGGAGCUUGGAAAUCAAGACACUACCACAUGAAAGUUACAUGUGCACCUAUUAUGGUUCAUUUUUCUUCUUCCUCAAAGGGUUUUCAAAGGACUACUUGUGAUGUCGAUAUUUGAUGUUAGUGGUUUGUGUGGGUUUUCUUGAACAUGGGUUUGUUUUGCAAUUUCUUUUGUUAUUUUUCUUUUUGGGGGGUUGAAUUUUUAAGUAUUGUAAUUUAUAUGUGUGAUUUAUUAACUUGAUGACAUUAAAUGUAACCUUUAUAUAUAUAUAUAUAUUUUUAACGCUUUGUCAAA